This is a messenger RNA of Nannospalax galili (Upper Galilee mountains blind mole rat), 2547 nucleotides long. RefSeq names its product docking protein 3 (gene Dok3). The transcript is spliced from 5 exons. The record is from RefSeq and is a predicted model, not a curated record. Gene Ontology annotation, cellular component: cytoplasm. The coding region runs from base 1016 to 2350 and encodes 444 amino acids. Lineage: Eukaryota; Metazoa; Chordata; Mammalia; Rodentia; Spalacidae. Gene Ontology annotation, biological process: cell surface receptor protein tyrosine kinase signaling pathway; positive regulation of MAPK cascade.
UUUCCCCAGAGGUGACUUUAAAUGAGUGAUAAGCUAUUUCCACAAUUCACAUUCAUGCACAGCCCCAGUAAGGCAGAGGGGGUGAGCACUGAGCAGGAAGCAAACUUUAAAGAGCAUGUGACGUCCCUGGGGAACCCACUGGGGGCCUGUCGCCCACACUCACAUGGCCAGCAGUGAAUCGGUGUGGAUCCCAUGUGGAGUGCUGCCCGAGUAUGCUGGUGAGGGGCUGUGCUCUCCAACCUUGAAGAGUGGUGAGGGAAGACCUCUAAGAAGAAACAGCCUCCUGUGGGGCAGAGCAGUGGUGAGGUGUGCCCUAGAGGGACUAAUAUGGAGAAAUGGGGCUCAGAGGAAGUAGAAGAGAACACAGAUCUCUUGAGUGCUGGGCGGAGAGCAGGCUAGAUUUAAAGAAAGGGAAAAACGGUUGGAGACAGCCAGGGUGGGCCCAGGUGGGUUGAUGAUUCCAAAGAUGGAGGCGAGAAAUCUCAGAUUGGGAGCAGAGCUCAGUGGUAGAGCAAUGGCCUUAGCAUGCAUAAAGACCUGGUUUUGAUCCCAGCACUGCUGAGGAGGCUGGCAGGCCUAACAGAACAGUCAGCUAAGAGUUGGCAAUCUGGCACGAGGAGGGUCAUCAGGUGGGGGCAGAGCUGGGCAGUUCCCAUCCCCAGGGUGCACAGCUGCCUAGGGAUGGGGGAUGGGUGAGAGUUCAGAGCUCAUGAGUCAGGGCAGCCAGCCUGUGGUCAGACACAUCCAGCUGACCCACGUGCAUGCACAGGGGUCAGUUGCCCCCACAGUGGCCUCGGGCUCCCUGUAAGCAGGUGUGGGCUCCUUGGGACAGCAAGAACCUGAGGAAGAAAGUUUUCCUGACCCCUAUCCCUUAAAUGAAGACUGGGUUCCCCUCCCCCUGGCUGUGCAGCUGCCUCUGGACGGAGGGAGGGGGAAGUGGCCAGAAGGGGAAGUGUGAGGAGUUCCCCGUCCAGCCUGUCACCAGUCUUCUCAGGUCUUCAGGACAGCUGUGACCAUGGAGUCUGUUGAGACCCCUGUCAAGGAUGGCAUCCUUUACCAGCAGCACAUCAAGUUUGGCAAGAAAUCCUGGCGGAAGGUGUGGGCUCUGUUAUAUGCAGGAGGCCCAUCAGGCGUAGCUCGACUAGAAAGUUGGGAUGUUCGUGAUGGUGGCCUAGGGCCAGCAGGUGAUAGAUCCACAGGGCCUGGCCGGCGAGGGGAGCGACGGGUAAUACGCCUAGCUGACUGUGUGUCUGUGCUGCCGGCGGAUGGUGAGAGCUGCCCCAGGGACACUGGUGCCUUCCUGCUUACUACCACUGAGCGAAGCCACCUGCUGGCCGCACAGCAUCGCCAAUCAUGGAUGGGCCCUAUCUGCCAGCUGGCCUUCCCGGACACCAGAGAAUACACUUCAGGAUCAGGAGUUGCCGAACCUCCCAAGAGGGGCUUUGUUCCCAUGGAGGAAAACUCCAUCUAUUCCUCCUGGCAAGAAGCAGGUGAAUUUCCAGUGGUAGUUCAGAGGACGGAAGCUGCCACCCGCUGCCAGCUGAAGGGGUCUUACCUCCUGGUGCUAGGCCAAGAUGACAUCCAACUGAAAGAAACUUCCAAUCCCCAGAUCCUCUAUAGCUGGCCCUACCGUUUCCUGCGCAAGUUUGGCUCUGACAAGGGUGUGUUCUCCUUUGAGGCUGGCCGCCGCUGUGACUCAGGUGAGGGCCUCUUUGCCUUCAGCAGUCCACAUGCCCAAGAGAUGUGUGGGGCUGUGGCUGCUGCCAUUACCCGCCAGCGGGAGCGGCUACCAGAGUUGGCCAUGCCCCCUCCCUGUCUUCUGCCUCGGGCCAUCUCCCUGCCCUCUCUAGAGCCCCCUGGAGAACUUCGGGAGGUGCCCCCAGGGCUUGAGCUGCCCACUUCCAGGAAGGUACCUGUGACUGAUCCCGGGCCUCAAAGCCUGCCACUGGUGCUCAGCCCCACGCAUGAAGGAACCGUCUCUGGUCUCUAUGCCUCUGUGUGCAAACAGACCAGCAAGUCCCGUGCCACUGUGGAGCACCUCUAUGAGAACCUGUGCAUGCUAGAGGCCAGUCCUGGGCUUUCCAACGGGGAUAUUGAGCCUCCAGAGGGCCCUCCUGGUGGCUGCAGCCCCUUGACCAGCCCUAUCUAUCACAACAGCGAGGGUCUGAAUUGGCCUGGCCCUGCCCAUGACAGCAGCCUUGAAGCCCAGUACCGGCGACUGCUAGAGCUGGAGCUAGAUGAGGCCGGAGGCACUGGCCGCUCUGGUGCUCAGGCAGGCUUCAAGGCCAAGCUUGUGACACUACUGAGUCGUGAACGGAAGAAGGGUCCUGUCCCCUGUGACCGGCCCUGAAGGCUUGUGCUGCUGUGGCAGCAGGAAGACCGGUGCUCUCCCUGGGACAUAAACGAGCAACUUUGGAACAUGUCCCCUGUCUAUUCUGGCCUACAGGAACAAGGCAGGCAGCCUAGGGAGGACUCACAUUUUAUCCUGCCCCACUCCCCAGUGUACAGUGUAUAGAUUCACCAGUAAUAAAGCUUGCCUGCCAGCUC